Messenger RNA from Dendronephthya gigantea, 4071 nucleotides. Its product is annotated as protein diaphanous homolog 1-like. Gene Ontology annotation, molecular function: actin binding; microtubule binding; small GTPase binding. Gene Ontology annotation, cellular component: cytoplasm; actin filament. The record is from RefSeq and is a predicted model, not a curated record. Gene Ontology annotation, biological process: actin filament polymerization; actin cytoskeleton organization. Lineage: Eukaryota; Metazoa; Cnidaria; Anthozoa; Malacalcyonacea; Nephtheidae. The coding region runs from base 212 to 3712 and encodes 1166 amino acids. The transcript has 26 exons.
AAUUCGGAUCGAAUGCUAUAGGCUGGAAAAUAGACUGACUGGAGUCCAUACAUCAGGAGAACUUAAGUAUUGUAACGAAUGUAUUGAAUUUGUUUUGUUCCGUUUAGUAAAUGAACUUGAUGAAUGUUCAUUUGCGUUAUUAUUUUUGGAAUUUCCAUGCUAUAUGAUGAAAGUGCUACGAUAACUUUGCUCAACUACAGAUAGCGACAACAUGAGCGACAAACACAGUGGAGGAGGAUUCCUGGAUCGACUGAAAUCCACGAAGAAACCUAAAGGGAAAACCAAACCCGAUAAAUCGAGCAGCAACUACAAGCCUCGUUUAGCAUCGUCUAAGGAAGAGGAUCCUGCUGGAAAUGAAGAAGUCAAGGAUGAUAAUGGACUCGGACUCGGUGGUGAUCAAUUUGAUGUAAAGUUUGAAAUGAUGUUGGAUGAGAUGAAUCUGUCAGAGAACUUGAGAAUUCCAAUACGAAACAGAGAUAAAGCUAUCAAAAUGGAUAUGUUGGUUCAAUUUAUGUCAAAACAGAGUGUCCCCUCACAAGGACUGGAAACACCUACAGAUUAUAUAGAAGAACUACGAAGAACUGAUAUCUCAUCUGAACAUCUUCUUCGUUCUUUGCGUUCAACACGUGUCUCGCUAACUGGAAGACCUCUUGGAUGGAUCCAGGCUUUUGGAGAGACGGGAAUGAAUUUGUUGUUAAAGCACCUCAGAGAACAUAGAGUAAAAACUGGUCCAAUUCAUCAUAAAAUUCAGCAUGAAAUUAUCAAGUGCUUGAAAGCUUUUAUGAAUAACAAUUUUGGUUUGAACUUGAUGAUGAAAAGUGAAGAUGGUCUGCUGUUAAUUGCAAAGUCAAUGUAUCCUGAAGAUCCGAGCAUGAUGACUGAUGUUGUUAAACUUAUGGCCGCUCUUUGUUUAGUUGAUCAUUCCAAAGCACUUCAAGUAAUGACUAUAUAUGGUGAAAGUGAAGAAAACGAGAAGCGAGGAAGAUUUUUUAAAGUUUUGUUCGCUCUGAAGGACAGUGAUAGUGUUCAACUUAAGGUUGCUUGUGUUCAGUUCAUAAAUGCUCUCGUCAGCAAGCCAGAUGAUUUAGAUUUCAGACUUCAUUUGAGAAAUGAAUUUUUACGUGGUGGAUUAACCGAAGUCCUAAAGGAUCUUCGUGACGUUGGUAAUGAUGAGCUCAAUGUACAACUGGACAUUUUUGAGGAACAUAAAGAAGAUGACUUUCUUGAACUGUCUCACAGAUUGACAGAUAUUCAAGUCAAUUUUGAAGAGCCAUCGGAAUUAUUUCAGAUGUUGACCAGCAUAACAAAAGACAGUGUUUCCGAGAAUGCUUUCAUCUCAAUCUUACAACAUUUACUUCUCAUCCGAGAUGAUGUUUAUGCGAGGACACAAUAUUUUAAUCUAAUUGAAGAAUGUGUUAGUCAGAUUGUGCUUCAUAAAAGUGGCGUCGAUCCAGAUUUUGCAACGAAGAGAUUUCAAAUUGAUGUCGAAAGCCUAAUAGAUAACAUGGUGAAUAAAGCAAAGUUGAUUGAAUAUAUGGAUAAAGCAACUUCACUCGAGACUAAGCUUGAGUUGGAGACAACUCUACGUCAAGAAACUGAGGCAAAAUUUAAUUUAGCCACAAGUAAUCUGGAAAAGAAAGUUGCUGGUCUUGAAAAAGAAAACGCAGAAUUAAAAGCGAGACCUCCAGUGGUAGUUGCAGCUCCAGCAUCUAGUGCACCCGGAGUACCACAACCUCCAGCACCUGGAGGUGUUCCUCCCCCUCCCCCACCUCCUGGUGGAGUACCACCACCACCUCCGCCUCCUGGUGGAGUACCUCCUCCACCUCCUCCUCCUGGCGGAAUACCAGCUCCUCCACCUCCUCCCGGUGGAGUUCCUCCCCCACCGCCGCCUCCAGGUGGUGUACCACCACCACCACCGCUCCCUGGUGGAGUUCCUCCUCCUCCGCCUCCCCCUGGUGGAGUUCCUCCUCCUCCUCCACCGCCUGGUGGAGGACCGCCACCUCCCCCUGGUGCUGGCCCUCCACCACCUCCAGGUAUGCCUAUGUUCAACAGAGGUCCUCAGUUGCCACCAGGAGUUGAACCGAAAAAGAAGUAUAAACCUGAGAUUCAAACUAAAAGAGCUAACUGGACCAAGAUCAAAAACCAGAAUAUAAAAGAAAAUUCAUUUUGGGCGAAAGCAAAAGAAGAUAAGUUUGAAAAAAAUGAAGUAUUUGAAGCUUUAUCAAAAACUUUUGCUGCCAAAGUUUUUACACCAAAAACCAAGGAUAAAGAUGAUGCUGGAAACACUCCAGCUAAAAGCAGCAAAAAGAAAACCAGGGAUUUAAAAGUUCUCGAUCCAAAAAGUGCACAAAACUUAUCCAUAUUUUUGGGUUCGCAGAAAACAUCUUUCGAAAAUUUCAGAAAGAUGAUCUUAAAUUGUGAUGAGAACCUGAAGGAGAGUGCUAUUGAAGCAUUGCUGCGAUAUCUUCCUAGUGCAGCUGAGUUAAAGAAACUGGGUGGUAUGAAAGAUAAGUACGAUGAACUAAGUGAAGCUGAGCAGUUUGCGUGCACUAUGAGCAGCGUAAAAAAACUGGAAUCUCGGUUGAAAUUGUUAUUAGUCAAGAAAAAAUUUCCUGAAGAUGUUCAGGAUAUUAAACCUAAUAUUGUAAAUGCUACUGCCGCAUGCCGGGAAGUGAGGACAAGUCAAAAGUUUUCCAAGUUCUUAGAGGUUGUUUUGAUGGUGGGAAAUUAUAUGAAUGCUGGCUCAAAGAAUGAACAAACGAUUGGAUUUGAAAUGGCGUUUUUAACCAAGUUAAGUUCGACCAAGUCAGUUGAUGGCAAACUUACUCUUUUGCAUUUCUUGGAAGAAGUGAUAUCAUCUAACUAUCCAGAUGUUGCUGGUUUUGAGACAGAAAUCAAUCACGUCGAAGCAGCGGCAAGAGUCUCCCAGGAUGUCCUGCAGAAAGCCACGAAGUUAAUGGAAGGAAAUUUAUCAAAAUUAGAGCGGGAAUUAGAGAACUCGGGAGAAGCAAAUGACCCAGAAGAUAAAUUUAAAGAAGUCAUGUCGGAAUUUUACAAUCAAGCAAAAGAUCAGUGCGAAUUGUUGGUAGAAAUGUUUAACAAUAUGACUAAUAUGUUCAAAGAAUUAGGAGAUUUUUAUUGCUUUGAUCUAAAGAAAACACAACUAGAAGAUUUCUUUGGGGAUUUAAGUUCAUUUUUACAACAAUAUGAAAAUGCUAAGAAAGAUAAUGUCAAAAGAAAAGAACGAGAAGAGAAAGAGAGGAAGGCAAAAGAACGAGCUGAAAUGGAGAAAGAGAGGAAGAAGAGAAUGGAGGCAGAGAAAGCUAACAGAAGUAAAAAUAUCGUAGAUAUAUCAUCAGAGAAUCAAGAAGGUGUUCUCGAUGGGCUGAUGGAAGCCUUGAAGACGGGAAGUGCUUUCAGAGAUCCUUCAAGACCUGCAAGAAAAAAGAAAGAGAGACGAGCACGACAAGCUCCUGCUUCGUUGCAACGUUCAGGGACGCGAACAAAUAUUCCAGUUCAAGAGAUGUUAAAAGAAGAAGCAAUGAAAAAUGUCAAAGAGGAAGAGAAAGAGGAUAACUCGCCGGUGAAAAAACCUCCUCCUGGAGCUAUUAAAAUGCCGGGAGCUGAUUUUCUUGCUGGAGCUUUAAAUAAGAAGGAAAAGGAGGACAAAGACGAAGCUAAUGCUUUGCUUGAUGAACUUAAAGCAAUGUGAAAACGAAAUAAUCCAUGUAAUAAAUGAAAUAAACUUCUGUAUUAUAUUGCUUCAAGCUAUGACACAAUCCAGCAAAGCUAAAAAUUAAAUCUUAGUCAGAUAUUUUAUAGUGUGAGCCUUGAAUUGCUUGAGUUGCAGAAUAUAUAAAUAGAAGCGAACCUUUGUAUAGUCUAUUUUUGGAGGAUGAAAUGAGGUCUACAAACCAAACACGAGUAGAAAACAUUGAAUGAAUAAUAUCUAAAAUGGUAAACAGUGUGAUUAAUCUUCUACAUUCCCAAUCAUUACACAAUCAUUAGUUUUUGUAGAAAUUAUCCUGUUAUAAAUUGUGAAAAUGAAAUGUGUGAUUUUAUUUUAUAUUA